UGUAUGCCAUAACAUGGCAGAUGCAGAUACUGCAAGGAAAAGGUUGGAGGUGAUUCAAAAACAACUCUCCCAUUCAAGAUUACAUCUAAAAUCGCCAGAAAUUUUAGAAACGGCCGCAGUUGGGGGUGAUAUUGAUAGUCUGGUGGUGCCAAAUGAUGUAUUGACUAAAGAAGAAGUAGAUUUCUACAACAAGAAUGGCUACCUGGUUGUUCGAAAUCUUGUACCUCAAGAGCAACUUAAUAAGUAUCUCCAUCGUUUUAACCAAAUUUGUAACCGUGAAGUGCGCGUGCCUAGUAUGAUUGUGAUGAAAGAUGUUACAUUCGUCAAAUCGAGCUGCCAAUCUGAAGAGAGAACCAUCAAUAAAAUUCAGAAUUUUGAAGAGGACGAGGUUCUUUUUAGCUAUUGCGAGCUACCGCAGAUUUUGAAGUACGUGGCAUGUUUAACGGGACCUGACAUCAAAUCGGUGCACACUAUGCUAAUAAACAAACCGCCAGACCCUGGAACAAUGACUUCACGCCAUCCUCUCCAUCAAGAUCUGCAUUACUUUCCCUUCCGUCCAGCCAAUCGAAUGGUAUGUUCCUGGACAGCGAUGGAAAAGGUCCACAGGCGUAAUGGCUGCCUUGUGGUGCAACCGGGUACUCAGUAUGGCCCGCUUCUGCAGCACGACUACCCUGAGUGGGAGGGAGGAGUCAAUGUAAUGUAUCAUGGAAUAAAGGAUUAUAAUCCCAGCAUUCCAUUUGUACACCUAGAGAUGAAUGCAGGGGAUACAGUUUUCUUCCAUCCUCUUCUUAUCCAUGGCUCAGGUGCAAACCAAACUAAUGGAUUCAGAAAGGCUAUAUCAGGGCACUAUGCAAGCUCGCACUGCUAUUAUAUUGAUGUCAAGGGAACCAGUCAAGAGAAAAUUGCAGCUGAAACUUUAGAGGUUGUACACAAGAAGCUUGGUGCUGAUAUUGAUUUGUCUUUUGAGGACAUUUGGAGGGUAAAGAGUCGUCUGGUUCAAGGCAAUGAGGGAACCCUGUGACAUGCAUUGAACUCCAUUGGUGUUGCUGGGUCACACCACAUAGUUUGCACACUGUAAGACCCUUGGGCUAUUGCUUUGCACCACUUGCAUACAAUGCACUGUUAAAGGAAUUUUAAAUGAAUAUUCAUCAAGACAAAUCAAUCUAAUUGUCUUGUUUAGUGAAACCUUUGAACUGCUCAUGCAUUACUUCUGAAUCCAUUGUGUAUGUGGUGACCAUUAGGCCACUACAUAGAAAAAGGGAAAGAUAUGAAAAGUGCAAGAUAUAAUUACUAUGCAUGUUUGGUACCUAAAUCCCAGCAAACAGAGAAAUAACACAUAAAUUAAUGUAGACAUGAGAUGUGUGAAAGAGGUAAUCAUUUUAAUUACAUUGUUCACAUUACAUAUGUGUUAGAUCUAGGUUGUUCUUUGAUAAUUCUGGCACCUUCAUUAUGCACUUGCUGUUAAUGAUCUAUGCCAGUGAUAAUAUACUUCAUUCAAUACAACUUUUUAUCAUUUAUGAAAAAAAUAAUUGGUUUGAAAUCAAGUGGGCUUCUUCUUAUAAUGAAUAUAUAUAUAUCAGCCAUUGCACAGUGAAGGAAAUGUUGUUCAGGGGAACCAGACAGAAUCACUGUAGUGUCUUUUCUCAAGCUUAUAUAUAUAUAUAUCAGCCAUUGUACAGUGAAGGAAAUGUUGUUCAGGGGAACCAGACAGAAUCACUGUAGUGUCUUUUCUCAAGCUUACUUUUGAUGGAAAUGGCUUUAACUAACAAUGUCUGAAAAGAAUGUUGACGUACAGUCCAGCUUAAAGAUAAGGGGACACUGUAGACUCUUAUCAUAUGUUUGUCUGACAUCAUGUACGCCUUUGUAAAAAGAUAAAUCUAGGAACACAUUUAGACAAAGUGGAUGUGCCUUUGCAGGGCUUGACACUUACUUUUCAACUUUCUAGGCACGUGGCUAGUGACAAUUUUGUUUACUAGCCAAACUGGCCAGUGGAAAACCACUAGCCAAAACUGAAUUUCUAUUAGUCAGUGGCUAGUUGGCUACCAUUAGUGUCAAGCCCUGCUUUGCUCAAUCAUUGCGGCAAGCCAUACCUUUCCUUUGUGUGCUAUUGUGUUCCAAGUUUUGUUUCACUGUCUCUUACAGGCUGGUAUUGUAGUAAUCAAGUCUUAACCUUUCUAACCGUAAGAGUGACUAGCUUCUAAUUUCCCCCUUACAACGUCACCCUUGAAUCAAAUUAAAACAUCAUGAAGGUGAAGGAAAUGAUCACCAAUUUAACCCUUACCAACAUCAGUAUUAUAUACAUGUCCUCCAUACUCUUCUCUAUACAUUUCUCAAGGUAUUGACAAGAAGAAUAUGUUUAAAAAUCAAGAGCUCCUAUAUAUGGUGUUGGUUUUUUUUUUUCUCAUAACCUUAAUGUGUGAUUCAGGGGUGAUAUUGUUAGGAGAAAUUAGAUGCUAGUCACUCUUAGUGGUUAAAAAGCUCUUGAUUGUAUCUUUUAACAGGAAAUGUAAGGAAAACAGUGUGGAGAAUGCUACUACCAAUAUUAGGGUGUAAAGGGUCAAGAGCCUGUUUAAUGCUGAAUGGAUAAGCGGGGAGGGGGUUGUAGGUUCCAAACGGACAGGUCAUGAUUUUAACAUGACGCAACUCUUAGUUGAUACCAGGCCGAGCGAGUGAUCUUGUUCGGCCAUAUGUACGUGUAUGAUGAGUUUGCUCUAAAGAUUGUGAAUGUGAAUCGUUUUUCAUGCGAUGGAUUUCGACAAACAUUUUUCAGUUGUUUUGAGAAGGAACCCUCAGACUGUUUGUAAGUGUUCCAUAUUUCGGUUUAUCUGGGCUUUGUAUACUUUCAUUUUGCCUUUAUUUUGCUUCGCAUUUGCAAGUUUCAAUUGAAUGUGUAAUUCUACUUUCAGAAACAUAUUUGUAUGCCGUUUAUUUGAUGAACCUGGAUCAAAAGACUCUAAAAUUAUCCGAUCGAUUCAGCGGUUACAGGGGUGGUCUGAGAAAAAUCAGUAAUUAGUUGGGCAGAGGUGAGAAGAAGACAGCAUGAUUUCUUUGCUCAAGUUUAGUUUGGUAUAGAGGAGGAACAGUGGUAUAUUUUCACAUUAUAUUUCACAAUAAAGUCAGGGAUGAA
Messenger RNA from Stylophora pistillata, 3127 nucleotides. Its product is annotated as phytanoyl-CoA dioxygenase, peroxisomal. Gene Ontology annotation, molecular function: phytanoyl-CoA dioxygenase activity. The record is from RefSeq and is a predicted model, not a curated record. Gene Ontology annotation, biological process: fatty acid alpha-oxidation. NCBI's taxonomy places the organism in Eukaryota, Metazoa, Cnidaria, Anthozoa, Scleractinia, Pocilloporidae.